Molecule: messenger RNA, 561 nt
Organism: Durusdinium trenchii
Lineage: Eukaryota; Dinophyceae; Suessiales; Symbiodiniaceae
Source: the annotation of a GenBank genome assembly
AUGGCCCUUCUUUUGUUAGCAGGAGCUUCACAACGAAGGAUUCGUUUGGACAUAAUCAGCUUCACUGGUGCCAUCAGUGCCUGUGACCCCCCCAGCAGCUGGCAUUCUUCGCUCGCUAUUCUUUCUUUAUUCAGGACAGCAGCCGUUCCUGCUGAUGAAACGUUGUUAACUGCAGCAUUAACUGCAUGCAGGGAGCAUUGGCAUCAGACGCUGUACUUAUUCUGCUCACAGGACUUGAAUUCAACGCCCACACAAGUGACCUAUGGGGCAUUGCUGUGUGCUUUGGACCGUUCGAAACAGUGGCAACGUUCUCUCACCAUGCUCCGACGCAUGGCCAUUGAGCGGAUUGCAGCCGACCAUGGCAUUCAUGCCGUGGCAUGGAAACUGGCUCUUCGAGGGCUUGAUGCCUCAGCAGUGGAUGCCUGGGAGCUAGCAUUGUCUACUGCAGACAGCCCAGAAGUCGCAUUCAAGAUCGUGAGAUGGCAGUUGGCGUUUCUUAUUUUGAAAGCUCGAGUAUGGCCUCAGGGAGACAGCGAAGGCUUCCUUGGGAUCAAGCGCUAG